Messenger RNA from Laccaria bicolor S238N-H82, 363 nucleotides. RefSeq lists its product as uncharacterized. Lineage: Eukaryota; Fungi; Basidiomycota; Agaricomycetes; Agaricales; Hydnangiaceae. The transcript has 4 exons. The coding region runs from base 1 to 363 and encodes 120 amino acids. The record is from RefSeq and is a predicted model, not a curated record.
AUGGGCCAGCAACAGAUGUGCGAGGCCUCGAAGUACAACUUUUGUUGCGGACUCGACGCAGAGGGCAAGGACAGUCCCCUUCGUGGGGUUAUCUGUUUCUUACCUGGAAUACGUUCUAAACUGCACUCCGAACAAUCACUGAACGACAGACACAUCCUGUCAAUGGACGGAUCCGUCAUUAUGGUGGGCUCAAGGAUCCGAGGCCAGUCAGAGGACAAUGUCAACUGGGCUCUUCGGCGGGACGACGAGCAUGUGUGGGCUCAGUCACACUGUUCGAGCUCUAAAAAGCAAAAGCACCAACGCGGCGUUGUGAAUGAUAAAAACGGCGUUGCUGAAGCAGUCAAGGCUAUACCACUCAAGUGA